AUGCCCGUCCCUCAUCCUGUUCGUCCUCGAGGGGGAUCAGCUGGCGAGAGACCAGGCAGUUCUCAUCGAGAUGACUCAAAGGUCGGCAGAUUAGACGGACCCACUGCUUGUGGCCAAUGUGGACAAGGCGUCAGAGGGCAAUUUGUACGAGCAAUGGGCAAGGUCUAUCAUCUGCAGUGUUUCCGUUGCAAGGACUGCGACAAAGUCGUUGCACAGAAAUUCUUCCCCAUAGAGGAGGCAGACGGGAUGCACCCGUUAUGUGAGAGGGAUUAUUUCGCCAGACUUGGCUUGAUCUGCGGCAAGUGCGACCAGGCAUUACGGUCGAGCUACAUUACUGCGUGUGGCAACAAAUACCACGUCGAGCACUUUACGUGUUCCGAAUGCGAUGUUCUGUUCGGACCCAACGAUUCAUACUAUGAGCAUGGUGGCAAAGUCUAUUGUCAUUUCCACUACUCGACACGCUUUGCGGUCAAGUGCGUUGGUUGCGAGACGGCUAUCCUGAAACAGUUCGUGGAGAUGAAUAGAAACGGGCGUGACGAAUGCUGGCAUCCAGAAUGCUACAUGAUAUCUAAGUUCUGGAACGUACGACUUGCAUCUAAAUCAUUCAACACUCCGGCCAACUCUGCAGUUUCCUCAGCAGUCUCCCUGCUGGAGAUGACCCCUACAUCCAACGCCACUACGCCGGCAUCCGAGCUCGAGUUGACACCGGAGCAAUUGAAAGAAAAGCAAGAUGUCAUGGAACGCAAGGUGCAACAGAUCUGGCAUGUCCUGUCAAGCUACGAGGAGAGCUCAGCAGCUUUAAUCGGAGAUAUGUUGAGAGCUGUUAACGGCCGCCAGCUGCUUGAGAUCAUCCUCUUGGCGGAACGUUUCAUCUUAUAUGUCGAGGUGUUGUUCGCUGCGAUCGACGAUCUGGAGGCUCAAUUCGCUCUCGCCGGCGUCAAGGGCAUGUCACACGCACGCGAGGCCAAACAUCUGUGCAGGCGUCUGGUCAACCUCCUCUCCGCCAUGUCUGCCGUCUCGCCGAAUACAGAAGAGCUCUUCAAUCUCAUCACUCAGCUUGCACAUUAUCUGAAGAUUCUCAUCCGUGUUGCCCUCACCGGAGCAAUCAAGUUGGAGCGGGAUCUGGGCAACCCCACCGCCAUGUCAAAUUGUCUCGCACGGCUGAACCUGCUGGCGAUGGACAACGGAGAUCCCACCGUACAGACUCGAGGGAAUCAUCCGCCAACGACGAACCUUUCCACUGCAAGUGAUGAGGAGCAACUGCAGCGGAAUAUCGACAGUCUGACGCGGCAGCCGCAAGGCUACAUCCCGAGCACGCAAAACAUCGCCUAUGGCUAUCGAUCAUUAGCUUUGGAAAUCACUGGCGAGUCCACCUUACGUGGAUCACUGGACGAAGAUACGAUUCCUUCCGAAGGCUGCGGGCUGUGUAAGCAGCCAGUAGAGGAAGACUGCGUUCGACUUGGCAUGUUUACCCGGUGGCAUCCUGCCUGCCUUAUCUGUAUCAUUUGCGGUGACAAGGCCGGGGCUCCUCUUCUUCCACCCAAGGAGCCUGAAGAACCCUCUGAAGAUGCUGCCGCGCCAGUCGUCAAGAAGCGAACACCUCCUCGAGUUGACGACUUUUUCUAUGAGCUCCCAGACAACAUCAACGCUUUGACCGUACCAGAGACGAUUCUCUGUGUCAUUCAUCGCACACCGACAGCAAAGAACGGCUUCAAAGGUGUUUCAAGACUGGAGCAAUACGCAUUCUUAUUGCAUAUUGCUUUGCGGAGGUUGUACGUGCAUUUUAGAGUCAACCAUGAUCUACCGAGUGUCCGGGGGCAUACCCUUGACGAUGCUGCCGACGUCAAGCGAGUCAAGUCUGUUACUUUGGACCGAAAAUUGUCCUACACUGCGCGUCUUCCACAGCGAUCUACGGUCGUGGAAUCGCCUGCGGGUCGCAUGGCGGAUGAGAAUGGUCAGGUUGUCUCGGCCCGAGGAUCCGCCAAUGGGCACGAGCCACUGAACAUGGAGGAUACAGCAGGACCUUCAGUCGAUGUCAUCCGACCGCCAUUUGCCCGGAACAACACCAGCAUCAUGAUCAUAAACGAGAAUGCGCCUGGAAUCGACCAUCUCCCGUCCAUCGAUGACGAUGCGCUCACCCUAGGCGACAUACCACUCUUGGCCACCCAAACCAGGGACGGUACGACGCAAGAUGGCCGGCCACUACUGUCCUUACUCAACCCUGUGCAGAGCCUCAUUGUCAAGCACUUUGCGCUUCUCCAAUUGCAAAAGACCCCGAUAGGUCAUCUAGUGGAGCUUGACGAGAUCCUCGAGCUAUUGGAUACGCGGAAGAAUCAGUGGUGGAACAAGAUCUUCAAAGGCCCAAACAAGAAGGACCAGAAGAAGAAGGGCACAUUUGGAGUUCCGAUUGAGAUCCUUGUGGAGCGGACUGGGUCCGAUUCACAGCAGGGUGCUUCAAAUGCCCAUUUACGCGUACCAGAGUUCAUCGAGGAUAUUAUCUCCACCAUGCGUCAAAUGGAUAUGGCGAUUGAAGGUAUUUUCCGGAAGAAUGGCAAUAUUCGGCGGCUGCAACAGGUCGCGGAUGCGCUCGACAAGGAUCCCGCAACUGUGAACUUGUCCGAGGAGAAUCCUGUUCAGCUGGCAGCAUUGCUCAAGCGUUGGCUGAGGGAAUUACCAGACCCGUUGCUUACAUUCCGCCUCCAUCGACUUUUUUGUGCAGCAGCAUCCCUACAGAAUCGAGAUGACCGACAUCGUUGCCUGCACCUGCUAAUCACCCUCCUGCCUCGAUACAACCGAGAUACCAUGGAGGUGCUCUUUGUCUUUCUCAAAUGGGUUGGCACGUUCUCUUACCGCGACGAGGAGACUGGAUCUCGGAUGGACAUGGCAAAUUUGGCGACUGUCAUCUGUCCUUCGAUUCUGUACGCCAAAGGCGCCAACGCUGCGCGGGACGAGUCCUUCAUCGCCAUUGAGGUUGUUCAGGAGUUACUCGAGAACCAAGACGACUACUAUCGCGUCCCUCACGACCUCAUGUUCGUGAUCAAUGAAAACAUCUUCAACAUUUUUACGAAAGAGCUCGACCUCCCGCCGAAAGAGAUCCAUCGACAUUGCCAAAAAUACAUGCAAGCUCGAACUGAACAUCGUCGAAUGUUCGGACCAGGAUUCGGACGGGAGGAUUUCCGCCGACAUGAAGGGAUAAUUGAGCCGACUCCUCAUCCCAACGGUUCACGAUCCCAUGCGACUAUUGCUGGAUCAUCCAGACCUACUAGCUGGGCCCAGAUAUCUGGCUCGCAACAGUCCCUCAACGCAAACAUGAAUUCUCCUGGUGGGGCCCCCUGGCGUGGACCAUUCCAGGGCAGUGCCAAUGGCUCCAGGAACAGUUCGAGAGGAUCGGCGCCGAGCUCCCCGGGACCUGACGGGGAACGUCGAUCCAUACAAUUGGAAAGGGACAGAAGUUGGACUCCAGUGCUACCUUCUGCGCAGCGUGAGCGUGAGCGUGAACGAAUCGAGCGGGCAUAA
Kockovaella imperatae is the source of this 3516-nucleotide messenger RNA. RefSeq lists its product as hypothetical. Lineage: Eukaryota; Fungi; Basidiomycota; Tremellomycetes; Tremellales; Cuniculitremaceae. Gene Ontology annotation, cellular component: cytoplasm. The transcript has 10 exons. Bases 1 to 3516 code for a protein of 1171 amino acids. The record is from RefSeq and is a predicted model, not a curated record. Gene Ontology annotation, biological process: actin cytoskeleton organization; signal transduction.